ACUCACCCAACCCCACAACUCUUCGUCAUUGCCCCAGUUGAAAGCAUUUGACAUCUUUCUUCUGAGCUCAAUGGAGCAUCUACACAGUCAUUAGAGAUACCGGAUCAACAUAUACAUAAAUCUAAAGCGUCCCUUUUCCACAAAUCAGCAUCAUGGUUCUCAACGACGCCGGCUUUUCGCCGGACUCUUCUCCGCCUUCUGAUCGCGACCCCUACUCCUCUUCCUCCUCCAAUUCUGCUACAUCCUCGAUACAAAUCGACACAAGCAAGAUCCCAAAACCGGUCCCCAUUUUAGGCCCGUUAUUCGGGUACAACCAGACUUACCUCGCGCAUACUAUUGAAAACCGCAUCCGCGCUGCGUCCAAGGUCCUCAAGAGGCCAACCACACAGGAUGAAUCCGAAGCACUGGCAUUUUGGAGUGGAAAGAUGCAAUCCAUAGCCUCAUGGGGCCGCCCAGUCGGUCUAGCGGCAGGUUGGAUCCAAGCAUACCGCACGGCCGAACAGUUCCGGUUCCCGUUUAUCAAACCGAAUCCCGAAUUCAACAGGUACCAAUUCUACUUUGGCAUCAAGGGCGAGCAAGCGCGGAUGCUGUGGAAUGCACUCCGAGUAGGCUGCUACAGCGUAUUAGGCGUUUGGUUCGGCGGUAUUGUCGUAGGAUCCUACGCCGCAACCGUCGCAGCCGUCGGCGAGCAGCGAGACCCACGUCUAACAGACUUGAUUAAUGCCAUUGCGGAACGCGUCCGACAACAUGGCCCACUGCGAACCCCACCGACUGACCAUCAUCAUCAUCAUCAGAACGAACCCCGAGGAUUUCCAUCCCAGCAGCAUCCCGGCUAUCCACGACCGCAAUCUGGAUCAUCAGCUCCUGCGGCGGGUAUGAGCAGCGACGAUGACGCGAGCCCUACAGCAGGAGGAUUCGGCGACGAUACCACGUAUUCUGACGUGGCCGCAUUAUCCAAGAGCCAAGAUACCUCUGUCAUGUCAGACCAGCAAAUGCAAGGUCUCCAGACCCAGCGACAAGCCACGGUCGACAAGAUGCGCGCAAACAGAUAUUCUUCUUCUUCUCCUCCUCCAUCUGAACAAUCUCCAACCUCCUCGUCCUCAUCCUCCACCAAUCGCGGCACUACUUUCUUCGACGACGAUCCCCGCGACCACGCCGACUACAACUACGCAUCCACCUCUAAUUACGACGAAGACGACGACGACAUGAGUCCCACUGCAAACACACAGCGCCGACCUCCCGCAGGAGCCGCUGACGCAACUAGUGGAUCCGUAUGGGACCGCAUCCGCCGCGAGUCUGCGCAUCCCGACGCAGGCCACCAACGCGGCGCAUGGUCCAGAGCAGCAGCAGCCGCAGGGGCUUCGCGGACCAGCGAGCCCAACCCUGACGAGUAUCCUCCCGCAGAUCGCCAGCCUGCAACAAACACCUGGGCUCAACGACGACUAAGCAGUUUAUCCGGCGGUGCUGGUGGUUCUGAUUCUACCUCCUCUUCUUCCUCAGGCGCAGGCGAUAGUUUCACGUUCUCGUCGACAGACGAAGACCGACAACUUGCCCAGAAUGAAGCACAGCGCGAUUUCGACCAGCGUCUUGAGCGCGAGCGACAGGGCGGUGACUUUUCGUCGUCCCAGCCGGAUGGGGCUGGGAAAGGAUGGCGCAGAUGGUGAAGCUAGGUCUCGUUUCUCACGGGUUCCUUUAACUGUUUAGGGAUUUUUUUGUUGUUAGGGGUUCUCUUGUAUUCUGAGAAUCUGUUUGGAGGAUUCAGGGUCUGAAGGUCUAAAGUUUGGCAUUUUGACGACUUUCCAUUUAUUAUACUUACCACUCUACUUUUAUGCGAAAGGUUUUAUUUCCUUUAUUUUCUCUUUUGGGAGCUAUCAUAGGGCAAAGUCCAGCGAACAGUCAAAGUCAUAUUGUAUAUAAAACAGCAAAAAAAAGUGUGCUUGGCUAAAGUCUAGACAGAACUGACGAAAUCUGAAUAACACGCGAA
Xylona heveae TC161 is the source of this 1984-nucleotide messenger RNA. RefSeq lists its product as hypothetical. The record is from RefSeq and is a predicted model, not a curated record. Lineage: Eukaryota; Fungi; Ascomycota; Xylonomycetes; Xylonales; Xylonaceae. The coding region runs from base 153 to 1664 and encodes 503 amino acids. The transcript has a single exon.